Cyclocybe aegerita is the source of this 492-nucleotide messenger RNA. NCBI's taxonomy places the organism in Eukaryota, Fungi, Basidiomycota, Agaricomycetes, Agaricales, Hemipholiotaceae. The record is from the annotation of a GenBank genome assembly.
AUGAGCCUGGUUACCGACACUCCUCAUCCGCUGGCCACCACGUCCGUCCUCCAUACUCCUACUUCUCUACCCGUCUCAACAGACGCCUUUUCCAUGUCCAUUCCAACAUGCUCCCGGAAACUCGCCUCCAGCCCCAUAUCCCACCUUGAACCUGCGCCUGAUGCCUGGACAUCCAGCCCGUCCUUGAGACCAAGAAACCCUCUCUCCGGUCUUUGGAGUCACUCAAGUCACUUCCAUCAGCUCUAUGCCGCUCUUCCGAGCUCUUCGACCCUCCGUAGGCCUAUACCCGGACGCAUUCCAGUCAAAUCUACUCCUCCCACCAUCUUCCUUCCCCCUCGCAUAACUUCUGACACACCCGCGGCUCGCGACUCGUCUCAGCCUUCUCCCAGAUCUUCCAGCCAUCGCAAGCAUUUGGCGUUCAACACCUCGUCAGAGUCUUCAUCCUCCGAACCGCGCCCAGUAGCCUCUUUCCUCUCAAGCACUCAACUAUGA